AGAAAUACGAAAAUCGAUUAAACUAUUGGUGCAAAUAAUCAGGACUGACUUAAUUAGUAGUCCUCGUACACAAAUUGUUUUAUGUAAGUAAAUAAAAAUUGUGAUAUAAACUGAAUUAAGUCAUAAUAUUAUUUUUAAAUGUCUUAAAUCAUUGUAUUCAAAUGGUUUGAUUAUUUUAAUGUUUAAAUUAAGGCCAACUUAAUUCCUGAUUUACACUUUCACAGUAACUUGAGUACCAGUAAGUUCUGAGCAAGGCUGUACUGUACAGGAGUAGUUCUCAACGUUUUUAUUUUGUCAGUUUUCGAGUUCUGGCAUAUUAUGACUUACCUUUUAUGUAUAGGAGGUUGAUUUUUAUUUUCACAAGGGUUAUAUGUGCUAAAAUAAGCUAAUAAAUCCCCUGUGAAACAGUGAAAGAAGUAUAAGUAUAAGUUCUUGAAUCAUAGGCAAUUACUCUUAGUCUCUUGUUAGUUUUAAAAAUAAAUAGUGAGGGAAAUUAUUUUAAUUAAUAGCCUUCAAUAGCAAUAUCACACAGUCUCAGAAGUUUUGUGGCACACCUAGCUAGUUUCACUACUACUAUAAUUCAGCACUGCUGUGACUGUGAAGUGUAUACACUCACUGUAACUGUGAGUAGUGUGAGUGCCCAUCAAUGCUGUACAUUGAGUAGUAUUUAAUUUAUAUAAAAAUGGCAGUACCAUUUAUCAUAAUAUACAAAUAAUAUAUAUAUUAAUAAAGCCUGUGCCAAAUUAUACUUUUUAAACAUUUUAUGGACAAUUAGACAAUUUAGUGGAUGCAUAACAUUUAAGCUAAUGUAUUAAAUAUAAUGAUUACACUACAGAAUCUCUAAAUUUUCUGUACAACUCUGUGGCUUAAGCAUGUAAGUUAGACUCUAAAAAGUAAAGUUGACUCUGUACACUCUCCAAAUAAGUGUAGAAUAAAUUAGAGGGGUUUGAUCUCAGAAACUAGCCCUUUCAAAAAUAUUUGUGUAAGUUAUUUAAAUUUGUCAUGUUUCAAUUACACUUAUCCCUGCAUUAAUUUUUGUUUUAUUUGUUUUUGUUUGACCUAUAAAACAGUUAUAAUGGGGAAGAGAAAGAUUCCAAAGACUCAAACACAAAAUGAGCAGGAAUCCACACAGAGCAAAAAAGAAGAUUCAACAAAAGGUAGGUUGUCUUUUUUUUUUUUUUAAAUUAAAUUAUUUUUGCACAUAAUUUUUUGAAUGUUUAUCUUGUAAAAUAUCUUUGAUGAAUAGGAAUAGGGUUACCAUAAGACAUGAAAAGGAGGACACACUCAAUUCAAUUUUCUUCAAAUCUGGUUAUUAACCCGUAGUCGACUCAUAGGACUACGCCAAUGUUAAGUGUUUUACAUAUAAAAUUAAAGUUUUUAUGUAGUUCAAAUUUUGUAGUUUUAAUGUUCUUACUGUACAUAGUUUUAAUUAUAAACUUAUAUUAGUGAGUGUUCAUUCCACAUUACAUAACUAUGACUGAUUUUUAUGUGCAAUAUCAGAGUCAGGUAAAAUUAUUUUUAAUAACAACUAAAGUCCAUUGGUUUAUAGCUGUGAUGGUGCUUGACAGUGUGAAACACCAAUAUGUCUUCAGCUGUUAAAACAGAAUCAUCACUUUUUGAACACUGUGUUACAAAAAAUUUGGUUAUUUUAGAAGAAUUAGUUUUUAUGAGAAUACUCGUAACAUGCUUCGGCAUUUCGACUUUCACCUUUAAAUCCAGUAAAAAAACACAGACAAAAGCCAUAUUUCUGGAAAGCCGCCCGGAAAGUGGCCUAAAAAGAAGAUGUGUGGGAAACCCGGACGCAUGUUAACCCUAAAUAGAAAUAUAUAUAGUCUGUGCCUCAAUAUUUUUUUUUAUUUGAAUAGUGUGCAGUCAUUUAACCAUUUUGUUCAUAUUUUUGCUAAAAUAAAUUUUAAAAAUAGAUUUUAUUUAAAUGUAACUUAAAGUAGAACUGUCUCCGAUUUCAUUUAUGUUAAAUCUGAAAAGUAUUAAAUUAUCAUACUAACUCACUAAUCAGUGUGGAAAAAUCUUUAAGAUUGGAUAACCCUGCCUUGUAAAGGAAUGAACACAAUUUGAUUAAGUGUUACAUCUUGAAGUUAUAUAAAUUGUGAGCUAUGCUUUCUUCAUUGCAGGAAAGAAAACAUAUUCACUUCAAGCCCAGAGUAAAAAUUUUGCAGAAGCUGAAAAUGCAGCUGAUUUACAGAAAGUAAUAUGACUAUUAUUGAUAAUAUCUUAUAAACUGCACAGGAUAUUUUUAUCUUUAUUUUUGUUUUCUUUCUGCCGUUUCUCAAAUAAAUUUUAAAGAUUAUCACUGGAAAAGCUACAAUUGUCUUUGUAAAAUGUCUCUUUUACAGUCAAAAUGUCAGUGCAACCAUAUUUUGAAGGAAUAUGAUUAUUAAUCAGAUGACAAACUCAAAUCAACUGUUACAGAGACUACAUCAUGCAUUUAUAAGAGCCAUGACAAAAAAUUUGGUUCAAAAUGUCAAAGAAGUAAAUAAAUAAAUUAUAAAUUAAAACAUUUUAGCUUCUACUGGACUAGUGAAUACUACUAAUAUUCUUUAUCUGAAUUAUGUUUUACAAAAUAUUUUUAUACUUAAUUUUAUAAAAUAUUUAUUUCCAGGUAAAUCUCCCAGAAAAGCUAGAGAAUGCUUUAAUUGAUCUAAUUCUUGAAGAACAGAAAUCAGUGAAAACUCUGGGUGACAUUUCUAAAAGGAUUACCUAUAAAAAGUUGACAGUGAGUGAAAUAUAUUUGAAUGAUUUUUAGGUCCAAACCUUGUGAGAAUGAUUAUUUUAUACUUGUCUAAAUAAUGUAUAUUUUGUUGUCUAAAUUUUAGACAUUAAAAUAUUUUGUGCACUGAAAAUGUCUACCUGAUAUUUUACUUGCAUUAAUUUUAGGAUGUUUACAACAGUCUUAACGAUGCUGGAUUCUCAAAGAACCAGAUUGAGGCUGCUAUGUCCUCUUCAAUUAUGUUUGGUGGUGAUCUUAUAGAUGCUUUGGACUGGCUUUGCCUCAACACACAGAAUGGUACAUCCAAAAUUAAAAAAAAAUAAUAAUUCCAUUAGCUCUCUGUGCUAUCUAUCUCUUUGCAGCUCAAGGAGCAUUCACCACUUGUGAUAGUUUCAAUUUUAACUUCUAAUGUAAAGCUUAGCUCCUCUAUCUAUAUAGCUUAAUUUUCUUCAUCUCUUGUUAAGACACCCCUAUUACUCUGUGUGAAGACCUGCAUGCAGGCACUAUAAUUUUUGACAUAUUAAACCGGUCGACCAGGUAGUUGGUACAACAGAUGCAAUGAGUGUUUUUUGUAUGUGUACUCCAAACUUUCAAUUUUUUUUUUACUGACUGUUUAAAAGUUAUAAAAGAACAUCACUCAAUAGUUCAAGUUCAUUUCAAACAGAUCAGCUUCCAGCAAGUUUCUCAGAAACUCUCCAAAAAGAGGAAGAAAAACACAGACCAAAAUUUGAUAGGUCAUUGCAAGUUGAAGCUAAGUGUGGUCCUUCAUCUGAAGAAAUAACUAGACAAGAAACUCCAAAGGUAAUUUGUGAGGCUUUUAUUGACUUGUUUUUUAAAGGCAAAUUCAUUGUGAUCUAUUUAUUCUGAUAUAUAUAUAGGUUAAAACACUAUAAAAUUAAUGUUUCAUCCAUUUAAGAAUGUCUCCAGCACUCUUUACCCAAGAGAAGAAUUAAAUGACAGUGAUAAUUGAUUACUAUGGGUUAAUGUGGAAACUGCAACGUCAUAUCCCCAUUUCUUAACUGAUUAAAAAGCCCACUGUGGCCAAAUUAAAUCUAGGUCAUGUUUUUUGUCAUUUUAGAUGUAUGUACAAUUUCAGCUGCAGUUUUCUUAAUUAUAAACAUAUUCCAAUGAUUAAUGAACCAUUUUGUAGGUAAUUGAGUUUUCUAUAAUAUAAACUUAAAACAUUUGUAAAGUUAAGUUUUGUUAGGAAAUUAUUAAUUGUUAAAUUAGUAUUUUCAAUAGAAAAACAAUAAAAAUAUAUUGAUGUGCGAACUUCCAUAUAAAUUUAAAAUUUCCAAAUCAUUUAAAGUCUUUUAUUUGAUUGUUUCAAAAUGGUAUAUUCAAUAAUAAGAAAAAGGCACCAAAGAACACAGAAAUUGAAAAAUAUUUACACUUUAAAUCACUUAUAUGCUUUUAGUAACCCUGUCACUUGUUGCCGCUGUAAACAUGUACUAUUUUUUAACUAGCUAGGAAUAAAAUAAAAAAUUAUUAACAUUUCGUCUUUUUAAACAUUUUGCCGAUAGCAUGCGUUUUGAAUAUAAACUUCCGGUCAGUAAAUUAAAAUCUCGAAGUGAAACGGGAACGGAAUAAUAUAAAUAUUUGACUCGAUUUACUACAAUACAAACAUUGGCGCUACCAGCGGCUCAUGGCCAUAAGGAAAGAAAUGCGAGCCGCUCCCAGUGGCUCACGGUAGUUAACCAGUUAAUUAGGAUAGGCAAGCUCUGAUUCCCAACACCUUAUUACAUUAAACUAAAAAACAUUUACCAAAAUUUACAGUCCAUCUAAAAUCAGAGGGAAGUACAUUUAUAUGCCACUCACUCAAUACAAUGCCAAGUUCAAGAAUCUAGAUUCACAUCCCAAACAACAGUUUUUGCCCAAAUUAAAUUACAGUUAGUACAUUUUUUUUUUUAGUUCUAUUGUUUGAAGUAUUUUGCUGUCUUAGCUUAUGAAUUAAAACAUAGAUAGUAAAUUUUAUUAGCCCGUUUGUCUUUUUUCCAUUAAAAGUAAUUAAUUUCAUAGCAAUGGUCUUUUGCUUUUUUUGUUUUUAAUUAUUUUUUUUAAAAAUUAUUUUCUUAAAUUUCAUCUCCCAAGGCUUUGGCUGUACAAAACAAAAAAGAAAAACCAGCGGUCAAAGACUGGAUACUAAACUAUGCUGAACAGAGCUCUAGUGAAAAUGAAGAAGAAGAAGAGGAAAAUGAAUCAUGUUUUGAUCCUGUAAGUCAUGGGAUUUAACCAUUGUAGCUCCAAGAUCAUCGUUUAAACAAGGCAUUUUUGCACACCACAAAGUUGUCACACUGAUUGAUUUAACUGCCAAAAAAAUAUUCCUAAAAAUCAUAGCAUACUUCUUGCUGACCCCGAUACCAACAGGGUGUUCUCAUCCCCUCCACUGAUUGCCUUUAGACGGGACAGAAAUCUAGGUGACAUUCUGGUUUAUAGUCGCCUUCGAUCUGAACUGUCUUAUGUUGGUAACUAACCAUGCUUAAGAAACCGCUGUAGGACUUGUCCCUUUACACUCCAAACUGAAUGCAUUAGCCUCCCUAAAGGUACCUUUACCAUUAAAGAGGGUUUCACCUGUGUCAGCCGUAAUGUAAUAUAUGCGAUUGUGUGCCGUAGAUGCCAAUCUAGUUACAUAGGUGAAACUGAGAGAAGAUUGGCUGAUAGGUUUAGUGAACAUCUGCGGGAUAUUGAGCAAUGUAAACCUUCCCCAGUCUCUUCUCGUUUCAACAGAAAAGAACAUAAAGGUGCAUUGGAUGUAACCAUUACGGCACUGAUUUCAUGCAGUAACACACCAGAGAGGGUUAAAAUGGAAAAUAAAUUUAUUCAGCUGUUUGGCACCAUAUCUCCAUAUGGCAUUGAUCAAAUAAUAUCCUUGUGAUGUUUCUCUGUUUCCCUAUAUUUCAUCUAUUUUCUUAUUGCUGUGUGUUUAUGUAUCCCUGGAUAUUCUGGUCCAUUAUUAUUAUGGACCUCAUUUUUCACAGUGUCAAUAUUUAUAUUCUCUCGCUACCUGCGUUCCCACUUCUUGCGACACCAAUGGAUAUGUCUUGAGUUGUUUUCUGUGCUCUGUUCUUUGUGAUAUUUUCAUUUCUACUGUUAACCGAAGAAGGCUUUAUGCCGAAACGUCCUUAUCUUUUUGUCUUGUUCUCUAAUUUAAUCUUCCACAUACCUCGUUUUGCUAUUUCAUUCAUUUACUAGGCUUGUAUACAACCCUUUAAUUUAUAUUUUUAGUGAUUGAUUUAAGCCAUUGAAAAGCUUAUCCUUCUUCCUUAAUCCAUUUUUUUUAAAAUCUCAUCUCCAAAUCAUUUGUUUGCUAUAUACUUAUUCUGUCCAAAAUUAGUUUUUAGCAAGUUUUUUUUUCGGGGGGGGGGGUGGGUGAAGAGAUGCAAAUUUAUACAAAAAUUACUAUUAAUGUCAAUUUUGUUUUCCAUUCGCGGUGUGCUACAAAUACUUAGUAAAAAGCUUCAAUAAAUGAUAACAAGCCUACUGUAUCUCUGAUUGAUUUGUUAGUAAAAAGCUUCAAUAAAUGAUAACAAGCCUACUGUAUCUCUGAUUGGCAGACUUCUCGUUACGCUGUGUUGCAUGCAGAGCUCCAGGAUUUAAAGGACAAGGCUGCUAUAGCCAAGAGCAAUAACAACACAGAGGAACACAAGCAGCUUUCUAAGUUGCUGAAGGAAAAACAUUUAGGUGAGACAUAAGGUUUAGUUAGGACAAAACAUUUAGGUGAGACAUAAGAUUUAGUUAGGACAAAACAUUUAGGUGAGACAUAAGGUUUAGUUAGGACAAAACAUUUAGGUGAGACAUAAGAUUUAGUUAGGACAAAACAUUUAGGUGAGACAUAAGAUUUAGUUAGGACAAAACAUUUAGGUGAGACAUAAGAUUUAGUUAGGUCAAAACAUUUAGGUGAGACAUAAGAUUUAGUUAGGACAAAACAUUUAGGUGAGACAUAAGACAGACCUGUUUACUCUUACGAUUUUGGCGUACAAUGUACGAUUUUGAGGUGUAUAGAUUGUAUAUACUGUAUGUUUUUUUUACUAUGAAUAUAACGUAUUAAAUGACUUUGUGAUGAUAUUGUACGAUUUUAAGAGUUUGAGGGUAAACAGGUCUGAUAAGAUUUAGUUAGGACAAAACAUUUAGGUGAGACAUAAGAUUUAGUUAGGACAAAACAUUUUGGUGAGACAUAAGGUUUAGUUAGGACAAAACAUUUAGGUGAGACAUAAGAUUUAGUUAGGACAAAACAUUUAGGUGAGACAUAAGAUUUAGUUAGGUCAAAACAUUUAGGUGAGACAUAAGGUUUAGUUAUGGCAAACAUUUAAGUGAGACAUAAGAUUUAGUUAGUAUAUAUUUGCCAUUUCAUCUGCAAAUGUUGAGUCUGGUAUAUACAGUGUAAUUAUAUUUUAUAAAAGUGUAAUCAUAUUUUAGAAAUAAUUUUUUGAGAAGCUAAAAUUUAAACAUGAAGCUGGAUAUAUUUCUAGCAUGAUUUCAUAACUAUGUUAUUUUUUAUCAACUUGACACUGUUGAAAAACUAGUUAGAGAGAGUUAAUAACAUUCCAUGUGGUGAUUAUUUUAUUUCACAGAAAUGUCUUCAUUAGAGAAACACCCAGACUUUGACAAAUCGAUCAAAUCCCAGCUUAAGUCAGCCUCUGCAUCAACAGCAACGAUGCCCAAAAAGCAGUCACCCAUGGUCGCACCUGAAGGCAGUAAACAGAGCUCGCAAGAUGAUGAAGAAUUGGGUUUAUCUUUGUUUUCACAGGCUGAGAACACCACUGGCACAAAACCAUCAGGUAGCAGGAUCUUAUUAUAAAAUUGUUACAUUUAUUGUAUAUAUAUUGUUUGAAAAUGUAAUACUUCCCAAAUAAACUUAACUGGGUGGGGAAAGGGGGGCCUGUUAUCUAUGUAGGAUGCCACCGAUCAUGUUAGGCUGUUAAAGGUGAUACAAUAAUAAGGGUUUGAGAACUCUUGACUACAAUUGUGUGUAAGAAUAGUUGUCAAGUUUUAUUAGGGCCCCCCCCCCCCCCCAGAAACUGUUUUAAAGCCUUCAUACCAAUAAUAUUAUUCUAAAUUACUUGUAUUUGUUUUUUAAUCUUUGAGGUUUUGAAUAAACUGACUGGUGAAUGCAGACAUUACAUUUUUUUUUUUGCUAACCCUUUUCUUCAGUAGUGGUUGAAAAGUCUAAAGAGGAUGUACGCUCAUUUGAAUAUACCCGGUCUCAGUGGACAGGGAAGUCUCCAAAGCAGUUCCUCAUUGACUGGGUCCGAAAACAUUUGCCCAAGAGUGGACCACCUAAGUUUCAGAAAAUCCAAGUUAAGGUUAAUAGAUUCAAGAGCACGUAAGUUUUAUAGUUUUAACCUAUCGUGACCUUUAAAAUUGUGCACUAGCUACAACACUUUAGGUUGUAGAAUUUCAACUGUCAGCUUUAUGCUAAGUUGCUUUAAGUACCUCUAUCAUUGAAAAUGAAGAUUUCACCUCCUGAAUGUGUAAAAUUUAAUUUACAUUGUUACUAUUUUUUAUCAUUAUAUUGGCAUGAUCGUUAAUUUGAUUAAUCACUUAAAACAUAAUUUUUUUUUAAAUAUAUUUUUAUGUGUGAUAGUUUGUCAUAAGUAAGUUUCAAGUGAUCAAACUUUACAGAGCUGUGAUAGAUAGACAGAAAGAUGGACAACUUGCUGUGACACCUACCAUAUUGUGUGAAAAUGUCAAAGAUGCUGAACAUCUGGCCGCCACUUUGGCUUUGUACCAGUUAUGCAGAGGACAGGUGAACUAUUAGGGGUUGCUCGUAAAUUACGACACACAAAAAGUGACCUUAUUAGACCCGCCAUUUCACAAAGUGUCACAAAUUCUUUACCCACAGUGUCACGUCACACCACCUAAAAAAAUUAAAACAUACAUAAAAUUUUCAUAACUAAAUUAAGAUUUUAUUUUAUUCUUCAACAUUUCCCCAUAAUGGAUUAAGAUGUAGUAUUAGAAAACUGUGACACGAAACAACGAAGUCAUCCUGAAGCUGAAUGUAACAUGGCCACAACAAUUUUUGCGUCGUUUUUCUAUAUGCACAGAAGGUUUGCACGACUGAUUUUCAUGGUACCUAAAAUACCUGAGGCAAUUUUGACCUUAGGUUAAUGUUUUUAAAAUUAAUUGAAUAAAGAUUUUUCAAAAUUAGAAAAUUUUAGAUAUUAAACAAAAAAUAUUAAGUCACAAAGUUUUGACCCACCCCCUUCCCCCUGUCAUAUAGUGUCUCAAAUUCUUGACCCCCUCCUCCCAAGCAUGACGUAAUUUGCGAACAACCUCUUAGUUCAUUCAGCUAUUUAAAUUAGUUUACAAUUGUCUAUUUCUGCACAUUAAAUAACGAUGUUUAAAUGAUUGAACUGCUUUUAAAAUUUAUUUUUGUAUAAACUUUUAUUGAAAGUUAUUUUUUCGUACAAAUUUAUUUUUAAAAUGUGCCAUGAACAAGUUGCAGAAAUUAGUGUUUGUAUUAAAAGUUUAAAUACAAAUAAUCUGUUAAUUUUAAUGCAGUUGAUGUGAACCUACCAUUUUGUAGCUGUUGAAUUAGAUGACAUAUUAUUUUUAAUGUUCCAAUAUUUUCAUCACAAUAAAUUCUUCGUUCAGCCUGUGCACCAGCUUCUCCCACCCCCAUAUAGAAAUGUGUGGCUGGAUUGGUUAGAUGAAGAGAAGAAAGAAAAAGACGAGGCAAAAGAGAAAGAAAAUAAGGUAACAGUCUUCAGUUAUUUCUGUUGCAUUGAAAGCUAACUAUGAUACCUCCAACCUUUGUAAAGAUUGGGGAAGCAAGACAUUCAUAUUAGGCCAAUAGGUAGUGACAAAUUUGCAAUUUCCUUUUCUCUUCAUGUUGCAGCCAAGAGAUCAAUUUAUAUCAAAGUUGCUGAAGAAACUAAAUGUUGAGGAUGUAGCCACUAAAACAGAAACGGCAACUCAAGAUCCUGAGGCUGGUGGAGAGGAUGGGGAAGAUGACUGGGAAAGUUUGGCAGACAAAGUAUGUGGACAUUUUUGUUCAAGUAUAUUUUACUGCCAUUACUCAAGCUGUUGCACAAACAAAUGAAGAAGUCCCAACAAAAUGACAAUGUUUUGUACAAUUUUUUACACUACAAAAACAAAAUAGUUUGAUUUUCUUUAGGAAAAUGUGCAGUGAGAAUAAAAAGGGAUGCAUAUAUAUUUUUUUUUCCAGUAUUUAAUAUUUGAGGGGGUUUUGUUUGGUUUUGUGUUGUCUGAAAUCAUCACUGAAAUUUUGGGUUAAUUUUCACACAAUUACCUUAAAUCACAAAAUAAUUUAUGCAGGGCAAGCUGAAUGAGAUUUCCCCCAGUAAACCAGUGGCGUCUAAGGUUGAAAAGAAAGCAGAAAAAUCGUACAAAUCAUCACAACUUCAUCAAGCUCUAUUAAAUAGACAAGCUUCUUCAGAGUUUCAAGAACUUCUUUUACUGAGACAGCAACUUCCAGUGUACCAGUACAGGCAGCAGGUAACUUGAAGCAUUUGGUAUUUGGUUGGGUGGACUGUAAUCAGUUAUUGAUUUUUUUUUUUUUUUUUUUUGCAAGACAGAACAAAAAAUAAUUUUAAAAGGAGGAAAAAAAUUAAAAUUAAAAAUAUAGGGGGGGGGGGGGGGUGAUGUAAUAAUUUCUCUUAAUUUUUUUUGUACUGCCCUAAAUUUUAUGCGGAUGCUAGUUUUCUUCUACCACUUUUGUUGUUUUAUUUGUUCAUAUGUGUUUUUAAACAUGGAAAUGCAUAGAACAUUUGUAAACUUUCUUGGUUGUCGCUCUUAUUUUCAAGCAAUGCGUCAUUUAAUAUUUUAAACAAAACUUUAAGUUUAAAUAAAGGACGCCUUGUUGUCGCUGCGUGAAACUGUGUAACCUCUUUAUAAAAUCACCCCUCCUUUGGCUCAUAUUCUGAACGACUCAGGUAACUUCUGCCAUUCAAGCCAAUGCCGUGGUGGUGAUAGCUGGUGAAACAGGGAGCGGCAAGAGCACGCAGGUCCCCCAGUUUGUGCUUGAGGUCAGUCUAUCAAACGCUGUGCAAUUAUCUGUUGACAGAGUGUUGUUUUUUUUUAAAGAAAAUUACAUGUUGUUCUUCCUCUUUUAUUUUGUCAACGUUAUUGUUAGGACCUCUUCCUUUUGCUUUUUAUAAGUUUAAAUUUUAUGGCAAAAUUAAGCAGGAAUAAAUUUAUAUUUUAUCACACUUAACCAGGUAUAAAUUUACUUUUAUGUCACAUUUAGCAAGGUAUAAAUGUAUAUUAUGUCACCCUUAACCAGGUAUAAAUUUAUGUCACACUUAACCAAGUAUGAAUUUCCAAGUUCUUGUUAAAUGUUUCUGGUGUUAACUACUGGUUGGUGUCUGUUACAGGGAACAUUAUGUUUAACACUUUUAAACUGUCAUUGGUAUCAGUAACUCUUAUGGAUGUGUUUGCAAAUCUCAGAAACCACAGCAUUUCCAUUCAGGUGUAACUAGCAGUGCUGGAUAAACCUAAAGGCAAAUGAGGCAUGUGCUUAGGGGCCCUGCGGCUUUCAGUGGCCCCAUGGCGGGAUCAGUUAAUUGUUUUAUUUUAAUAGAAGGAGGGGGGGUGGGGCCUCCAUUUGAUCUUUAAGGUAGCAUACUUGUAUUGACAUAAUGUAGAUACUCGUGGACAUCUUGGGCAUCUCCAGACAUUAUAAGUUACAAUAAUGGGGGAAGAAAAGAAACAAAUAAACACAAGGUUGUUUGAUGACAGCAGGAGUGAAUGAAGUAAAAAUCUACUGAUCUGGUCAGUUGUGCCCGAGACUCUACUGAUGUGGUCAGUUGUGCCCGAGACUCUACUGAUGUGGUCAGUUGUGUCUGAGACUCUACUGAUGUGGUCAGUUGUGUCCGAGACUCUACUGAUGUGGUCAGUUGUGUCCGAGACUCUACUGAUGUGGUCAGUUGUGCCCUAGACUCUAUUGAUGUGGUCAGUUGUGCCCGAGACUAACUCCCAAAAGUCCCCCCCCCCCAACACUCACAUCAAUAAAUAAUGUUAGGUCUAUAUAUAAACCACAAAAGGCCACCUGGGGCAGGUGCACCCUUACCACCACAAUAGUUUCACCACUAGUUAGGGCAAAAAUUGUAUUACCUAAAGAGCCUCCACACUGAUCCCUUUAUGCAUUGGUCACUAGACCUUGUAAUGGGAUUUUUAGCUGAGAAAUGUUGUAUUUAAAAUAAUUAUUUAAAAAUUUGCGGUGUUCAGCAUUGUGAUUUCUAUUUUUCUUAUGAGGACUGUAUUGCAAGUGGCCAGGAGGAUGUCCAAGUUGUAUGCACACAGCCCAGGAGAAUCUCUGCCACCAGCUUGGCCAUGCGUGUGUCUCAGGAGAUGGGGGAGUCCGGCUUCAGCCCCAGGGAAGCUCUUGUUGGGUACCAGAUCAGAUUUGAAUCACGGCGAGGCCCUAACACUAGGCUUGUGUACUGCACCACUGGUGUCGUGCUGAGACAACUGCAGACGGCCACAGAUUUGAAGGACAUCACACACCUAAUUAUAGAUGAGGCAGGAAAUUUGGCUGUUUUAAAAUACCCCUUAAAACCUAUUUUAAGGCUUCUAUUUUUAAUUUUUUUUUAUUAAGUAAGUCAAUUAUUUUUUUUAAAAAACAUUUAACUUGUUACUCAUCAAAGUUUGUCCAUUUUCCCGGCUAUCUGUAAUAUAAUGUUUUGCUUCUAAAAGGUGCAUGAACGGAGCAUGCAGUCAGACUUUCUAAUGAUUGUUGUGAAAGAUAUUUUAAGACGUAGGCCUGACCUCAAAGUCAUUUUAAUGAGUGCCACACUGGACAGUGCCAAAUUCUCAUCCUACUUUAACCACUGUCCCGUCAUCAACAUACCUGGACGGACAUUUCCAGUGGAGGUAGGAAUAAAUAAAAUAUAAAUUGUUUUAAUUCUGCCUUCAUCACAAAGCAUUUUUUUUAAUGAUUUUCUAAUGCACCAAUUUCAGUCGAAUGUUAGUUGUCCAAACUAAUUGGGACUGUUUGUUUUGAAUGAAAUUUUUUUUUUUCAGAUAACCGAACACUCCCACAGAAAAGUUGUGUUCAAGACAUUAGUGCUUAAAAUACAUUAUAAUUUACCGUAUACACAUAUGGUGCUUUAUUGUACAUAGUCUUAUGUACAGUAAUCAUCAAGGGCAUAUCGGGUCAGCUGAUUGACAUCAGAAUCUGAUCAGGACUGAAAGGUUUUUGGUAGUCAAAAGAGGUCCUUAGCAAAAAUUAGAUGACAUGAGCUUAGAGUAAAAUCUGAGUUCACUUUGUUUGUGGACUCAAUGCAUUCUGCCAUAUUUGUUAUUGAACAAGUUUGCUGAUCUCAUUAUCUCAGUCUGCAUGUAAAGUAUAUAUCUACAUUUUUACCUGAAUUGUACAACAGGCCUCAGAUCCCUUAUGGAUAUUGUACGCCAACACGAAUUGCAUGUGUUAAUAUUUUUUUUUUAAGACAGGGGCAGUCAGGACAAUUGGGGUAGAUAAUUAGCAUUUGGAAAAUUUAAGUGUUGCUGUAUUUUUUUUUUUCAGAAGAGCAAGCAAAGAUUAUAAACGUAUUUUUUAGAUGACAUAAUGAAUGUUUUUUAUGUUAUACAUGUGAAGCUAAUGAGGUCUCUGUUUGAAAAAAGAACAGUAAAGAAUUAAGCUAGAUACUACUGCAUCAGGUAUGUUAAACAGGUUGAAAAUAAUAUUUUAGAUUUUUUACCUGGAAGAUGUGAUUGAGAUGACUGGCUAUGUUGUUGAUGAAGACUCACCUUAUGCCAUCAGUUCAAGACACCUGGUUCAGGUAUUCCAUAAGAUUUCACCUUUUGGCUGAUUUUAGUCCACAUAUAAUUUAAAAAAAUUUAAAGCACCAGCUUAUUUUAUGUGACCUUUACAAUUUGUGUUAAAAACGCAACACAAGCAGACAUUGAUGAUCCCUUGAUAGUUCUUAAUUUUUAAUGCAUUUGUGCAGCAACUUGUUUCAAUGUUGUAAAAAAAAAAUGUCUGUAGAAAACUUGCUGAGAAUGUUAGCUCUUAAGUCAGAUAGUAAGACAAAGCCCUGAUAAGAGCGGCAAGAGAGUGAACAUUUGUUAAACAAAUAUUGUUUGUUAUUGCCAGGAAGCAUCAGCAUCAGUGGAGAUAACUCAGAAAGGAGGAGAUAAAUCCAAACAGAAUGUGACCUGGACUCAAGAAGACAUCAGUAAGAUUGAUAGGGUAAGAGGUAUCUUUAUUUUGGUGGUCAAUUUCAGCACAUCUAUGGUAUAAAGAGCUUUUUUACCAUUUUCAUGACGUAGAUUACUAAUUAUGUGUCCAACAGCUGACUACUUAGGCAUAUAAUGAUUUUUUACAACAAAAAAAUUUAAGCCAAUGACCAACUUUCAUAAUAAAACGAUUUCUAUAAUUAAAUUUACUUUUAAUUGCAAAAUCCCAUUGUGGGACUUGGUGCUGCUGCACUCAUACAAUACUCUCCACACUAGCCAAGUGGCUUGUUCCAUGGAUAUGAUUAUUGUGUUAAAAUACUCAAAAGUUUGUUUUGGACACAUGUUGAAAACCAAUGAAUUAUAAUUAUAGCCUUAUUUUUCAGACUAAAAACUAAACAUUUUUUUUUUUUUAAAUAGUGAUAUGAUAAAAUACUUACAAAAUGUAGUUGGGAUCCAGUGGAAAACAUUUUAUAAUAGCACUUUUUAUCUUUGUAAUUUGUUCUUUUUUUUAAAGAAAGACUUUGUAUAGAUUGUAGUGUGAUAAACUCCUCAUUUGUUUAUUUCAUAGACAAACCUUGCUGCUGAAAAAUAUUCUCUGCGCACAAGAAAUGCAGUUUCACGCCUGAAUUUGCACAGAAUCAAUAUAGAUUUAAUUGUGGUGAGUUAUAAAAUAAUUUUAGAGUAACUAAAAUAUACAUUUAUCUGUACACACUUACUCAGUGUGACGAGAUGUAGAACUUGCUUUCUUGUGCUCAUCUACCCAUGAUGAUAGAUGUCCACUUGUUUGGGCUAUGUCUCCCUCUUCAUCCCAUGGGCCAGUGUAACUGAUAGCAACUGAUACCAAUACACCAAACACUGACCGGUUUGUUGCACAAUAUAAGUAUAUUCACCAACAAUUCCUUAACCAUUGCUUUUAAAUAAUUUAUGAAUAAUAAUCAAGUCGUUCCAGCCAAACGCUGAGCAACACACAAGUUAAACAGUCAAUAUCGUAUGAUUGUCAUCUAUAUCAAUAAAACAACAACCAAACUACCCAAAUGCGUCACAAAUACUUCACACAAUAGACACAGCCACACACAUAAUCUCUACACUAAACAUCUUUUCCAUACCAAACAUAUCAACAGUAACCUACACAUUACAACAGUGAUUCUCAUACUCUUGACACAGUGGAAUUAAGAUUUCUGUUCUUAUUUAACCCAUUAAAUAUAGGUCAAAAGUCGUUUACUUGGUUCCAAGUAACAUGUGGGUGAGGCACAUUUUUUUGAGGUCUCCUCUUUUAGCUAGAUAAACAAGAGUGACAUGUAUUUUUAUUCUAGGAGUUGUUAAAGACUCUGGAGUCAUCCCCUCUGUUUAAAGAGACACCAGGUGCUGUCCUCAUCUUCCUGCCUGGACUGGCUGAUAUACAAGAACUCUAUGACAAUCUGACCACACAGAGGCAGUUCAGUAACCCGUCAAAGUAGGUCAAUCAGGUUUAUUCUGAUCAUCGAAACCAAGUCCACAAUUGUAUUUCAGGUCACCACCAAUUACCCCCCUGGUUCUGCAUAUUUCUACAUGGAAAUUAAGAAGUUUAAAGUGGCCCUAAUGAACACUUCACAGACAUGUUUUAUAUUUAGUCUACAUGGCUGAUAAUUUGCCAUUGACUAAACAUUACAAAAAUUGAACAAAAUAAUAUUUUAAAAUUUAAUACAAAAUCCAACGUGCUAACUAAACCUGAACCAUGUCCUAAUUUUCAUACAAAGUAUACUUUGAAAUUAAAUAUAAACAUUAAUGACAUUAAUGGAUUUUCAUUAUUUACCAGCAUUACUGGACAAUAUAGAUUUGCCAUCAACCAAUUGCUAAGUAAUUUACUGUAAGAUUUUACUUUGGAAUUUGUGGAAUUAUACUUAUUUUUUAAAUUUCAGGUAUCAAAUUUAUGCACUACAUUCCGUUUUGUCAUCACAAGAUCAGUCCAAAGUGUUUGCUGUGCCACCCCAAGGGAUUAGGAAGGUUGUCCUGGCAACCAACAUUGCUGAAACAGGAAUCACAAUACCUGAUGUUGUUUAUGUUAUAGAUAGUGGGAAAGCUAAAGAGAAUCGGUGGGUAUACAAGUCGACAGACCUGGGGUAAUCUAUAACCUAACAAGUAUCUUUCAAAGUUAUGACAGGACAUUUACAGUUUUUAAAACACCCAAGAGCCCAUAUGUGUUAGUGUUAACAUUUUGUCAUCAGUUUUAGGAUGAUUGCGAUGAGUAUUAUUUUUCUAUUGAUGUGGUUUUUACCCGUUCUUUAGCACAGGUAUUCUUUUUUAAAGUCAUUAGUUUAUAACUAAAAGAAAUGAUGCACAAAUAUGAACACUUGUAUAUUUUCCUUAACACCUUAUUAUCUAAUACUUUCUCUUCAAAACCUGAAGUGAUAUUAAAAUAAAGGCACGGCCACUUGCGAAGCACUUAGAUGACAUGUCUAUAUUUUAAUCAGAUACAUGGAAACCAGCCAAAUGAGUGCCUUAGAAGAAGUGUUCAUCAGCAAGGCCAACUGUAAGCAACGAGCUGGCCGGGCUGGUAGAGUAAGGGAGGGUCUCUGCUUCAGACUUUAUACCCAAGCCCAGUAUAAAGACUUCAAGGCUUACUCAACACCUGAACUACUAAGAGUCCCUUUAGAGGAGCUGUGUCUAAAUAUCAUGGUACUUAUGACUUUCUAGAAAUCACUUUGAAGAUAUUUCUGUACAAGUAAUCAGGCUUAACCCAUGUUUCUUGAGCCCGUAUUUUUUAUAAUUUUAAAACAGUUCUUAAAAAACAUAAUUUGUUAUAUUAUAAAUGUUACUUUUAUUUGAUACAUUUCUUUGUCAAUGUCUGUCUUUUAUUAACUCUUUAAUUUUGUUCUAAGUUUCUCCAUCUGGUUAGGGUUAAUUACUAUUUGCCAUUCAAAAAAUUGGCCAUGUUAAUUUUUUUUAAACUUUUUGUUUAAAUUUUUAAAACUUGCCAUUACAUUUAAUAUUUGCACAAAUUUAGUCUCAUUUCAUUGUUAUACAGAAAUGUUGUUACGGAAAACCGUACGAGUUCUUAUGUGGUGCCCUUGAUCCACCUCAGCCUACUGCUGUAUCCAGAGCAAUGAGCUUACUGAGAGAGGUUGGAGCUUGCGAAUCGGAUGAAAGCUCCCUGACCCCUUUAGGUCACCACUUGGCAGCUCUGCCAGUUGAUGUCCGAAUAGGAAAAAUGUUAUUAUUAGGAGCAAUUUUUGGAUGCCUGGAGCCAGUAGUAAGUUUUGUGUUUUAUUGUUUCAUUUCAGACAAACAAUUAUCAUAUUUUGAUAACAGAAAAGGAUGCAGCAAAUUUUAAUUGAUAAAAGUUAUUUACACUUUCAUCUUUUUUAAUUCACAGUUUAUAUUUAUUCACAACAUCCAUCAUCAUUUUAAGAAACUAAAAAAAAAUGUUUUCUUCUUGAACAUUAACACUUAUGCUGCCAUUCUGAACUUUUCUUUGAAUAAACUCAGGCAGUUAUAGCGGCAGUCAUGACAGACAAGUCACCAUUUGUUGUGCCCCUCAGUAAGAGAUCAGAGGCCGACUCGGCCAAGCAGGCAAUGGCAGUAACCAACUCAGAUCACAUAACAUUCUACAAGGCAUAUCAGGGGUAAACUUGAUCAAAUCCACAUUUCAAUAUUUUAGUUAGAAAAAGAUAGGCACCGUGCUGUCCUUAUCCAUUUAAAACUGAUGCAACAUUCUCUGUUCAUAAAGUGAGAUCUGGUAGAGCUGCCAUAAAUUUUUCCUUUCCACAAGUAAGCCUAACCAUUUGUCCCAUGGUUGCAUAAAUUUGUGUAUAAAAAGCUGAUGGUGGAAUUAGAAUUUUUUCCCCUAUAGUAAUCAUUCAUUUAAUAUUUAAACAAGUUAGCCUUACAAUUAUAUCUGACUUCAAAAUGCAAAAAAAUCUUUUCAUCUAAAUUUAUUUAUUGUCUUAAUUAAGUAAACUUUUUCACGCUAAAAUUAUGAACAGAUAUACUUUAUCUGCUCAUUUUCGUUCAUCCAUACAGUUUUUAAACUUUUCAUGUGCCUUUUUUUUUAAGUUUUAAUUAUUUUUAUUUUUUUUAAUGUCAAGUUGGUGCAAGGCUAGACAAGAAAGUCGAUCUGCUGAGAAUGCAUACAUUAACAAAAAUUUCCUCAAAAGAUCUACUUUACUUGAUAUUGAGGUUUGUAAUCCUUGUACUUUUUUUUUUUAAUCAUUUUAAGUGAUUAUGUUUUGAAGAGAAAAAACCCUUUGUUCCUCUGUUAAAAUUUAUUUUUGCCUAAUUAAUUUUGAGUCCUAACUGGAUUUUAAUUUGCAUGGCUAAUUUACCUAUUGUAUAAAAGACUACCUUUACAUAGUUAGAUGAAUAGAAAAAUUGAGUUGGUAAAAUAUUUUUUAUGCACUAUGUUAAAUGUUUUUGUUUUUAAUUUGUAAUGUUGCAUGAUAACUUUUUUUUGGGGCGUCAUUAAGAUUCCAUAGCAAAAAGUUUUCCUGUUUUUUCUCUCUUGGCCGGAAACACCAGAUAAUUUAACACAUUUUUAAAAACUAAGAUUUGAACAGCAGAUUGAUAAAUUUUUCUGUGUCUGAUUGUUUCACCGCCCAUCUGUCUCAACAUUGAUUCUUGCCAUUGAACAGAAUGUCAAGAAGGAUCUUGUCAAGCUUGUAUCAAGUAUAGGCUUUAAUCCCAGAUCUUCUUCCCCUUCAACCAGUAGCUUCAAAGCACAGCCUGUGGUGUCCCCUGAUGGUGUUCUGAGCAUCUCUGACUCCCUUACUAAAGUUGAUGACCUUGACCCAGUAUCUAUAGCCUUAAUUAAGUCAGUUUUGACAGCCGGGCUUUACCCACAGGUGAAAUUGUAACUCUUACCUAUCAUAUUGUGCCUUAUUAAAAAAAACAAGCGGAUGAAAUUAUUUUAUUGAACUCCAAUCAAAUUUGCAGCUCAUAAGUAAAAUUACUAAUUAAUAGCUGGUAAUAAUCAAUUUUUACUUUUUUAUCUAAUUUUGAUCAUUGUUUUUUUUUUUAAUGUUUUUUUUUUUUAAUUUUAGUUUUUAAUGGGGGUAGGUUGCAGGAAGGGUAGUUCAGCUAGUUUAAAAUUAAUCAUGUUUCCCAUAAUUGUAUUUGUGUUAUUUUCAACCAGAUGGAUCUGCAGACUUGGUUACUCUUAUGAUUUUGGUGUAAAUUGUAAAAAUUUGGUAUGCUUCAUUAUGAUUGUAUGCAGAUACAUGGCAGAGCUACCAUUUUCAGAGAUCGGGUUGAAAAAAUACAUUCUGGUAGUUUAAUGAUUUUUUUAAAAAAUUACUCAAAAAACCUCUUUGAGGUGUUAGUAUUAGUUUUAGCUCCUUUCUACACAGUGGGGAAUGGACCGAGAAAUAUUAUUGGUUGGGGACCAUCCAUAAUUAUAUUAUGCAAGCACUGAGUUGGGAGGGCUAAGGUUGGUAUUGACUAAGGAGCCUAUGGGUGUGCAUGGGAGGGGGUAAGGGAUCGGUGUCUAAAUAUUUUUAGAGGAUAUUCAUAAUGAUGGGGAUAUACAUCAUAUUGUUGCUUUGUGGGUUUUUUGUUGUUUUUUGGGGGGGUUUUUUGUGUGUGUUUUUUUUACAAAGAACUUGCUGAUACAGCAACAUUAAUAUUUAGCUUAGUCACUCCAACAACAAAUUUUGUCAAAAUUCACUUUUGUUUGCUUCGUUGCUGUAUGAUGUAAGUUUGUGAUGUAAUUAUUUUCUUCUUCAACUGAACCAGGAUUGUGAAAAGGGAGAAAACUGUAAAAAAAAAAAAUCAUUUUUGCAUUCUAAACUACUCCACACAGCAGCAUUUAGAUUUGACAUACUGUAUAAGAUCUAGCAAGCAGCAUUUGAAAUCUAUUUUUAGAAUUCACAAAGCAGCUGUACAAUUUCAAUACCCUAGUUUGGUUCAAACAUUCUUCUUCCAUUCUCCAAGUACAGCUUGUUGUGGUUAUUAGACUGUAUAAUGGAAAAUAAAAUCAGGCUCAUAUACUUAAGACAGGGAUGGCCAACCCAUGGCCAAGCACAUUAAAUUUUAUGGCCCACUAGAUGAAUCACAAAUGAACUUAUUUCUUCAUUCAAUCAGCAAUUAUUUUCAUUUUUGGCAUAAAUGCACAUUUGAAUUACAAACGCAUCCUUUUUUUUGUGACAGUACUUGAUAUUUCAGUGUACCCGCCCCUUUUUUUUUUGGAUAGAUUUAAAUUUAAAAAAUGAUUGAAAUAAGUAAUCUCCAAUCUUAAUUUAAAAUAAUAAAACAGUUUAACUAUUGAGUAACUACUAAAAUAAAAAAGGAUUUAUGUAAACACAGCUAGGUAGAGGAUACCUAAUUUUCGGUGUACCUACCCCUUUUUUUAUAUAUUAAAAUUUUUAAAUGAUUGAAAAAUGAUUGAAAUGAGUAAUCUCCAAUCUUAAUUUAAAAUCAGUUUAACUAUUGAGUAAUUACUUAAAUAAAAAAGGAUUUAUAUAAACAACCUAAUUUUCCACAAGCUUUACGAUUAAGUGUAGGAUGAUGCAAAAAAAUAUUGAGGUAUAUUCAAAAGUGCAUCCCUGCAAUUCGAAUCUGUACAAAACCCCAGCCCCACCUUCACUCAUUUGACUUCGGCGGGCAUCUUCAAUACCCUCCUCCCCACCCCAUCUUCAUCUAUCAAAGUUGCAAAUUGACCUAUUUUAGACAUGCGAUGCUAAUAGCUAUUGUAUAGAUUAUAAUAUAUGUUUAUUUAUUUAUUAUUGUGAUAUAGUACUGUACGAUUUUGAGAUGUAAGUUACUACUAUGAAAUGAGAUGGUACUAUUUUGGGAGUUCCAGGUUAACCAGGUCUGGAUCUGAUACUUUUGCUCACAGAAAAGUAUAACUUAUAAGAAAUAAAAUGUUGCUUUCAAAUUUGUUUUAAUAUUAUUUACCCUAUGUGCCAGGUUGGACAAAUUAUCACAACCCCGUCUGUGGAUGUUGCAGACAAAUCUACCUGCAUGGUGGAAACAUCGCAGGGUGUUGCCCAAGUUCACCCCUCAUCUGUAAACAAAAAUCUGGCUUUGACAGGAAGUUGGAUGGUAUACCAUGAAAAGGUAGUGAUACUGAUAGUGUCCCUUUUUUGUAAUGUGUCAUUGCCAUUAGUUCACUGACCUUUUGAUUUAAAUAAAUAUUUAUCUUAAAAAAUUGAAGAAUAAGACACACACACACAGUUCAAAUCGGAUUACACUUUUAUUGAAUGUUCUUUGACAAGGUGAGGGUGUCACGUGUUUAUUUGAAAGACACAACAGUGGUUUCCCCAUACGCUCUACUCCUGUUUGGAGGAGCAAUUGAUGUACAACAUACACAGAAAGUGAUCCUUUUGGACGGUUGGAUUAAAUACAAGGUAGAAAGAGAAUUUGUUGCUAUCAAAAUAUAAAACUUAAAUUUCAAAUAAUUAUGCAUAGUAUGCGAUACAUGCCAAACUGUGGGGUCAAAAAGCUGUACAAAGAGUCCCAAAAAACUGUACAACAGUAUAAAAAACCAUUUCGAAAAAAAUAAAAAGUAAAAAUAAAGUAUUAAUUUUAAAAAUUAUUUCCCCUUCCCCGCUCUCACAUUUUAGCAUGUUUACAUCAUGUAUAAAUGAACAGAUUGCAUCUUUUAAAUGAAAAUAGCUUGUUUUAAGUCAGAUUUUUGUCAAAUUUUCAGUUUAUAACACUGUUCAAUAGCAAUUUUAUUUAAAUAUAAAAAAAUUGACUCAGAUGAUGAAUUUGAUGGCAAUUUAGAUAAAAUUAUACAUAAUUCUUCUGUUAUUUAUGCUAGUAUUGCUUACUGGGGUAUGUUAAUGUGAUGUUUUUAUUGGAAGUUUCCAGCUGGAGUAAAAUAAUAAAUACAAAAAGAUUAUAAUAUAUAACGCCGGCAGUGUUGAAUGUAUCAUUGUGCAAAAAAAUGUAUUUCUAAAUUCCGUUAAAAACAUAUAAAAAUGUGUACUGGUACAGCCAUAGAGCUCGGCAAAUGUAUAAAACUAUAGUAACUGUACAGGUUGGCAUCAAUGUCUCAGUGCUAUAUGGAAUGUUUAAAUCAACCUUUUUUAUAUUUAUAUACAUCCAAAAUAAUGUGCACUUAUUUUCUAUAUUGACUAUUAUUUUUUAAAACCUAAUCUCUAAACCUGAUACAGGGGAGAUCAUGCCUUUUAACUAUUUUUUAAAAAUAUAAAACAAUUCUUGAUAGAAACAUUUCAAACUUGUGAAAAAAAAAUGUUACAUUGUUGGCCUAUUUGUUUCAAAUUCAUAAGUUUUCUACUUGUUACUGCAGGCAGUUGCAAAAACAGGUGUGAUAUUCAAAGAGAUAAGAGUUUUAUUGAAUAGGAUAUUGGAGAGGAAGUUAAGGGAACCAGCACUUAAUAUCUCAGGUAUUUUAAAUUAA
Molecule: messenger RNA, 22205 nt
Organism: Lymnaea stagnalis (great pond snail)
Lineage: Eukaryota; Metazoa; Mollusca; Gastropoda; Lymnaeidae
Source: the annotation of a GenBank genome assembly